Lathyrus sativus (Indian pea) is the source of this 2259-nucleotide messenger RNA. The record is from the annotation of a GenBank genome assembly. NCBI's taxonomy places the organism in Eukaryota, Viridiplantae, Streptophyta, Magnoliopsida, Fabales, Fabaceae.
AUGAAUGCUCUGAGCAAGCAAAACAAAAGAACGGAAGACGGAGAGGAUGAAACUAAUAGAGGAGAUUCAACCAUGUUUGAAAGCGAUGUUGUUGAUCUUCCUUUGGCCAAAAGUAAUGAUGAUCAACAUUUGGUCAAAAACAAUAUAAGUGAAGAUGGCGAGCAUGACAAGAAGAAAAAGAAGAAGAAACAGAGUGAAGAAAGAAAGCAUAAUGAGUAUGACCAGUUCAAAGGGGACGAAUUUGAAGAUGGUGAUGACGGAACGGAAAUGAAAAAGAAGAGGAGGCUAAUUGAAGAUGGAGAGCAGUGCAAGAAGUUAAAGAAAAAGAAAAAGAAACUGAGUGAAGAAAGCAAACAAAAUGAUUAUAAGGAGGUCAAAAGCAAUGAAUGUGAAGAUGAUGACCAAGGAAAGAAGAUGAAAAAGAAGAAACUAAUUGAAGGAAACACACUUAAUAUACGUAAUGACUUUAGCAGCAAUGAAGGUGAAGAUGGAGGGCAGGCCAAGAAGUUAAAGAAAAAGAAGAAACAGAGUGAAGAAAGUGAACAAAAGGAUUAUAAGGAGGACAAAAGCAAUGAAAUUGAACACGCCGACCAUGAAAAGAAAGUGAAAAAGCAGCGGAAACUAAUUGAAGGAAACAUACUUAAUGUGCGUAAUGACUAUAGCAGCAAUGGAGGUGAAGAUGGAGAGCAGGCCAAGAAGUUAAAGAAAAAGAAGAAGAAACUGAGUGAAGAAAGCGAACAUAAGGAUUAUAACAAGGUCAAAAGCAAUGAAUGUGAAGAAGAUGAUGACCAUGAAAAGAAAGUGAAAAAGAAGAAGAAACUAAUUGAAGGUGAAGAUGGAGGGCAGGCCAAGAAGUUAAAGAAAAAGAAGAAACUGAGUGAAGAAAGUGAACAAAAGGAUUAUAAGGAGGACAAAAGCAAUGAAUUUGAACACACUGACCAUGAAAAGAAAGUGAAAAAGCAGCAGAAACUAAUUGAAGGAAACAUACUUAAUGCGCGUAAUGACUUUAGCAGCAAUGGAGGUGAAGAUGGAGAGCAGGCCAAGAAGUUAAAGAAAAAGAAGACGAAACUGAGUGAAGGAAGCGAACAUAAGGAUUAUAACAAGGUCAAAAGCAAUGAAUGUGAAGAAGAUGAUGACCAUGAAAAGAAAGUGAAAAAGAAGAAGAAACUAAUUGAGGGAGGCAGACUUGAGGAGUGUAAUGACGUUACAAGCAAUGGAGAUGGUGACCAAGGAAAGACGAAAAAGAAGAAGAAUAAACCAAGUCACAAAAGAAAAAGCAAGGACAAUGAUUUUAAUAGCAAUCAAGGUGAAGUUAACAAUCAAGGCAAAAAGACAAAGUCAUCUGGGUCCAAACAGGUAACUUUUUCCAAUCAAGUGGAGGAGUUUUGUUGUGAUGGCUUAGUGCGUGGGAAACGUUUUACACCCGAAGAAGAUGAGAAAAUCAAAGCAGCUGUUUAUGACUAUAUAGAUUCUCAUGGUCUGGGAGAUGAAGGUCUAGAUAUGGUUCUUCAUAGCGCUUCCCACCCUUCAGUUAGAGGUUGUUGGAAGGUUAUUGGACAAGCCCUGCCUCAUAGGCCUGUGGAUAGUGUGUAUGCACGUGGUCAUGUUUUGUUUAUAAACAAUGUGGAAUUUGAGUGGACACCUGAUGAGCGUGAAUUUAUACGGAAGUCCUACGAGCAACAUGGACCUGAUUGGAGGGCAAUAGCUGAUGCUUUGGGUAAAAGUCGAUAUCAGGUAAAAGAUUUGUGGCGCAGAUUAAAGUGUACUGGGAGUAAAAAAGGACCUUGGUCCCAAGACGAAUAUCAAACUUUAUUUAAUUUAGUAAACCUCGAUCUCCGUACAAGGGCUUUAGAGCCUUAUAGAAGAUCCCAACAUGGUAUGUUGCGAGAUAAUAUUUGUUGGGAAGCAAUUAGUCAGAAGUUGAAAACCCGAGACACUGCAAUUUGCUGCACGAAGUGGUAUGGACAGUUAAUAUCACCAAUGACUGCAAGCGGUGACUGGUUAGAUUCCGAUGACUUCCGCUUGAUAGAUGCUUUAUAUGCUUUGGAUGCUUGCUCCAUGGAAGAGGUAGACUGGGACAAUCUAAUUGAGCAUAGGUCUGGUGAUGUAUGCAGACAACGGUGGGAUCAAAUGGUCCAACAUAUUGGCGAUCGUGCAGGGAAGUCAUUUAUUGAGCAGGUUGAAAUUCUUGCUAAGAGAUUCUGUCCAGACUUAUUGGAAGCAAGAGUGGCUUUUGAAAACAAACCUGUGAUUUGUUGA